Molecule: messenger RNA, 5656 nt
Organism: Pezoporus flaviventris
Lineage: Eukaryota; Metazoa; Chordata; Aves; Psittaciformes; Psittacidae
Gene: MCF2L2
Product: MCF.2 cell line derived transforming sequence-like 2
Exons: 34
Coding region: 518-4336 (1272 amino acids)
Biological process (GO): intracellular signal transduction
Cellular component (GO): cytoplasm
Molecular function (GO): guanyl-nucleotide exchange factor activity; protein binding
Source: RefSeq, a predicted model, not a curated record
GCCAAGGGGGAGCACAAGAGGCUGUGAGUGGGUUUUUCUCGACUCCAGGCAGGCUGGUGAAGAGAGUAUUGCAGAGCAGCUGCUGCUGUUACUGCUCUCCUGCCAGCUCCACUCCUCCCAAUGCCAUUCCUACCUCCAGGAUUUUUCCCUGACUCACAGCAUCACCAUCCAAAAGUCUCCCUGGAGGAAGGUAUCUGCCUGCUGGUUUGUCUCUUUAUCCUUUGCCUCAUCCGCGGGAGACGGGAGAGAAAAAAGCCAUAAGCAAUCAACUCGCCUGCUUCUUUUUCCUUUUUUAUUUCCCCCCCUCCUGCUCCCUUCCUGUUGCCAAAGGGGGUAAAAUCCCCUUCUGGAGGGAGGUUUUCCAGGUCCAUGUGUGGACGGCAGGAAAUUGGUAGAGGUGAGCAGUCGGAAGAAGAUGUGAGAGCUGAAAGGGCUGUGCCGUGGGAGUGGUCCUCGCUUUGUGUGCAGGCGAGGCAGUGAGUGUGCAGCCUCCCACUCUGGGUGCAUCUUUUUUUGGAUGCUGUGCGGUUCCCUGUGUGAAAUGCUUUUUUGGUUAAAAGAGGAAGAGAUGUCACAUCAGGAGCUCACCCAGAGACUGACUACGGUUAUCACCCAUGUGGAUGAAAUCAUGCAGCAGGAGAUACGGCCACUGGUUGCAGUGGAUAUAAUAGAGCAGCUGCACAGGCAAUUUGCUAUCUUGUCAGGAGGAAGAGGGAAGGAUGGGGCACCAAUUAUAACCUUUCCAGAAUUUGCAGGAUUCAGUGACAUACCUGAUGAAGAUUUUCUGAACGUGGUCACAUAUCUAACCAGCAUUCCCAGUCUGGAGGCUGCCAGCAUCGGAUUCAUCAUCAUCAUAGACAGACGACGGGACAAAUGGAGCGCAGUCAAGGCAUCCCUGACACGGAUAGCAGGAGCAUUUCCAGGAAACCUGCAGCUAGUGUUUGUCCUGAGACCUUCCCGCUUUAUCCAAAGGGCAAUCGCUGACAUUGGCAUUAAACUCUAUCGAGAUGACUUUAAAAUGAAGGUACCGAUCAUCAUGUUAAAUUCUGUCUCUGAUCUGCAUGGCUAUAUUGACAAAAGUCAGCUGACCCGGGAGCUGGGAGGAACCCUGGAGUAUGGUCACAGUCAGUGGAUACAUCACCGAACUGCUAUUGAAAACUUUGCAAUGACAGUAAAAACAACAGCACAGAUGCUACAGACUUUUGGAACAGACCUAGCAGAGACUGAACUUCCCAAUGAUGUGCAGUGCACAGAGGAGCUCCUCUCUGCACACACUGACCACCACAGCAAGCUGAAGGAUGAGCUGAAACUAGCUGUGAAGCAGGGAGCCACCCUACUAACAUGCAUUAGGGAGCCAGUCACCCGAAGCGCCAACUGCAAACUCAGUUCAGAUGAACUGGAAAAUGUCGCAACAGUAGAAAGGUUAUUAGCUCAGUUGGAUGAAACAGAAAAGGCUUUUGAUCAAUUUUGGACCAAGCAUCACCUAAAACUAGAACAAUGCCUGCAGCUGCGACACUUUGAACAUGAUUUUAGAGAGGUAAAAUUGGUGUUGGAUAAUCUCAUGGAAGCACAAGCAGGUUUUGCUGACAUUGGAGACAGUGUGACUAGAGUGGAGCACCUCCUAAGGGAACAGAAACAACUGGAAGAGAAAGGACAGGAACCUUUGGAAAAGGCCCAAUCUCUAGCUCUCCAUGGAGAACAGCUUAUCCAAAACAACCAUUAUGCAGUUGACUCUAUUAGACCAAAGUGUGUUGAACUCAGGCGUAUUUGUGAUGACUUUACCAAUGAGACCAAGAAAAAGUAUGAUAUUCUGGGAAAGUCUCUUGAGCUGCAUAAGCAGUUAGAUAAGGCAAGCCAAUGGUGUGAAGCCGGAAUCUACCUCUUAGCUUCCCAAGCUGUGGACAAGUGCCAGUCACAAGAGGGAGCUGAAACUGCACUUGUUGAAAUUGAAAAGUUCUUGGUAACAGCUAAGGAACACCAGCUCUCUAACCCGAAGGAGUUCUACAAUCAGUUUGAGAUGAUCCUCACCCCUGAAAUAAAGGCCAAUGCCCAAAGAAUUCUACGAAAACUAGAAGAUGUACAAGAAAUGUUUGACAAAAGACAAGUAAGUCUGAAGAAGCUGGCAGCCAAACAGACGCGGCCAGUACAACCUGUUGCCCCACAUCCUGAGUCUUCCCCAAAGAGAGCAUCACCAAAGAUUACCAGACCAGCAGGAGUAGCUACCAACAGGAGGUCCACAGAAAUUUCCUGCCCUCCAAAGACCAUUUCUGAAGUAGAGUUAUCAAAAAAGAAAAACAUUAAGAAGACUAAAGGUGGAAUUAAGAUUGAAGUGAUGCAUGAAGCCAGCCAAGGAGGAUCUAGCAGAGUCCUUGUGAUGAGUGAAAGUGAUGAGAACUUGUCAACAAGGAGGAGCCACAUAAUCAAUGAGCUGAUAGAAACAGAACGAGUUUAUGUAGAAGAACUUCAAAGUAUAAUAGAGGGGUAUGCUUCAGAAAUGGACAAUCCCAAUUUACUACAUCUGAUUCCAUCUGCACUCCAGAACAAGAAGGAAAUUCUUUUUGGGAACCUCCCAGAAAUCUACGAAUUCCACAACAGGAUUUUCCUUAAGGAGAUAGAAAAUUGCAUUGAAAACCCUGAGCUUCUUGCCCGAUGCUUUUUGAAAAGAAAAGAGGACCUCCAAAUAUAUGAAAAAUAUUGUCAGAACAAGCCAAGGUCUGAAGCUCUCUGGAGACAGUGUGGAGACAGCAUCUUUUUUCAGGAAUGCCAGCGUAAAUUGGAUCAUAAACUCUCUCUAGAUGCUUAUCUCUUAAAGCCAGUCCAAAGAAUCACCAAGUACCAGUUGCUGUUAAAGGAAAUGCUGAAAUGCAGCAAGAAUUCAGAGGGUACUGCUGAAUUGGAAGAAGCCCUAGCCACGAUGCUUGAUAUCAUCAAAUCAGUAAAUGAUGCUAUGCACCAGAUAGCAAUCACAGGAUAUGAGGGUGAUGUUAGUGAGCUUGGCAAACUGUUGAUGCAAGGUUCCUUCAAUGUGUGGACUGACCACAAGAAGGGACACAACAAGGUGAAGGACUUGGCUAGAUUCAAACCGAUGCAGAGACACCUCUUCCUCUAUACAAAGAUGCUACUUUUCUGCAAGAAACGGGAGGAGAACACAGAUGGUCAUGAGAAGACAGCUUCAUACAGCUUCAAAAAUUCAUUAAAGAUGAGCACGGUGGGCAUUACAGAAAAUGUAAAAGGGGAUAAUAAGAAGUUUGAGAUCUGGUAUAAUGGCAGAGAAGAAGUCUACAUAAUUCAGGCAUCUUCUGUUGAGCUGAAAAACACCUGGAUUUCAGAGAUUCGCAAAGUCCUGACAGGACAACUGGAAGCAUGUAGAGAAGCAAGUCAACUGCACCAAAGAAUCACUGAGAGUGUAUACCAUGCACCAAUGGAUUCCUCCAAUGCAAGCAGGUAUAGCAGGAAGUCAUCAAGUGUAUAUGAAAACAAAUCUGAGACAUCAAACGUGGAAGCAUCUAACAAUAAAAACAGGAAUUCCAGUCCCAGCGCAAGACAAAAGAGAGUUGAUGCUUCCACCAGCCUUAACCUUGAGCGCACAGCGCUUGCUAGAAAGCGAUUCACAUUGCAAGGUCUUUCCAACCGCAGAGCUCCACCCAAAGAUCCAGAAUCUAAGGAAAGAGAAGUUACCCGUCGCUUUUCCCUAGCUUCCUCCAUCAGCACCACAGUUAAUGCUUCUGCUGUGACCAAAGGUCCCCUUGUUCCUGCAGUUAAAGUCAAGAGACAUGAAAUAAAGAGUGACCCAACUCCCUUGGGGUUUGAAGAUGCUUUUGAGAACACCAUAUUGGCCCAGACUAAAUGUAAUACCAGUUCCACCAUGAGACCCGUACCUAGAUCUGCUUCACAGACAGGUUGGCCCAGCAGGCAAAUGCCAUCUCUAGACACAUUUGAGGACUUUGAAGCCAUCCCCUCCAGCACAGAUGAACUUUCCAACUCUUCUGACUUGGAGGAAGAGACCAACCCUAACAAUGGGACCAAUCUUUUUCGGGUAGAAGGCAGUUUUGACAGCUGUUUCUCGGAUUCUUUUACACUCGAGGAUGGAGAUUUAGUGCAAUUUGUGCAGAAAGGAGAGAACGGUCAACGGUUAGUGAAGAAACUCAUCUCCGAGAAAAGCGACUGGGUUCCUUCCAGUAUAUUGCAGCCAGCAGAGGGGGACAGUAACAACAUAAUUAAGAACAGCAAUGCAGACAUAUACAAUGAUUCCUGCAGUACAGCCUCAGUAGAGUCAGACACCAAGGAGAGCGAGGUGGCCAAAAGCUUCCCAGCAGAACAGAUGGCUGGCAGCUGAACAGCAGGACCGUCCUUCCUCAGGACCUCAUCCAUUUCUCUUUAAUUUUGGGUGGACACUGGAUUAAAGUUGCCUUUCUCACAAGGUUCAUCAUUCACUAAAACAUUAUCAGCAUGAACAUUUGAGAACUAUGUUGUCCACCUGGCAAGCUGGGAAACACAACCUUAAAAUGAGCAUUAAACAUCCAAAAAGGAUUGAAACCCAUUCUCAGUAUUAGAGGAGAAAAAUCCUUCUCACAUUAUCAAACUAUUUCAGAAGAUGUGGCCUAAAUUAGGUCAACAGCAGAGCUGAAGAGUUACUAUGCACGCACCUUUUGGCAACUUCACUUGAACACCAAGUUACUGCAGAAGGGCACAUGCAUGGUGAUGAGUUCUUGCUCUACCAUGGGGUCACCUGGAGGCUUUUCUGUUUGCUGACCUCUGGCUGUGCCUUCCCCAUCCUCCUUAAUUCCAGCUGAUACAUCACAAAUGGACCCUUUUUGCUGAUGGUCAACACCAAAACCAUCCCAUUUUAGGUGGUUGUGGUAAGAAAACUUCUGACUUCAACCAUCAGAGAGGUUUCCUGCAGCAAUGAUAUGACUGCUUCUGGAAUGGCACAGCAAAUGACCUGCUGCAUAGAGAAUUGUGUUGGAAUGGUACAGAUAGCAACUCCUGGCUAUGAGAUGGAGGUGCAGGACUUAGGGAAACAAAGAUGUGUAACAGCUACUGUGACACAGAACAUUUGAACUCUUUACAAUAUAAGUCGUACCCCUCUCCCCUCUGCAGUCUGUGGUUGCUGGAUCACAAUCCUUUCCAUUUGGUGCCGGGAAUUCAAUCGAAUGCCAUUUUAUGUCGUAUGUUUGAUUAGACUGCAUGCUUUCUUUGUGUUCUACGCUAUGGAGUAGAUACGUUUCAUCCCCCAUUUGGAAGAUACUUAAGCAUUGCAAAUAGGCAGUGAGCAUUAGAUGCUCCAGUGAGUGGAUAGAUUGUUGUUAAAUACUUCUUUCCAGGACAUUUGAUUAAAAGACUACAAAAUCUCUGCCAUAAGGCUGUAAUGUAUAAUAUAAAAUUAUCACAGAUGUUAUUAUUCCUCUGUAAGCCAUUAGCUCAUUUAGAGCAGCUGUUAAGGCAUGAAGGGCUUUUGAUGGCAAUUGGGCCUUAGGUCCCACAAAAGCUGCUGAUACUUUAGUAAAGAUAAGUAUUGACUAAGGGUUGUAAACAGGCAAAGAUCAGCCUGGUAAAAAUUACCCUAGAAGCUCAAGAGUGAAUGAUUGGCUUUCACUAUUAGUUAUUUUUGGUUUAACACUGAGACUAAUGGUGCUGUAUGUAAAUAACAAAGAGG